This is a messenger RNA of Penicillium verhagenii, 351 nucleotides long. RefSeq lists its product as uncharacterized. Bases 1 to 351 code for a protein of 116 amino acids. The transcript has a single exon. Lineage: Eukaryota; Fungi; Ascomycota; Eurotiomycetes; Eurotiales; Aspergillaceae. The record is from RefSeq and is a predicted model, not a curated record.
AUGGCUCCAAGAACUCGCUCGUCCAGCCGCCAAGGUGUCAAGAACGAUCCUGAGCGGGUGAUGCUUCUGGGAGAGACUCUCGACUCUCCAAACGAUGACAUUUCUCCUCGGUGCGAGCGAGAUACUUCCGCUGUUUCCCAAUGGCUUAAGAUCCGGAAAGCUGCAAAGAUGACCAUUCGAAUGCGGAUUCGGAGCCAAACCCAUGGGCAACGAUUAUCGCUCCUACUCGGCCAGCCGGACGUUGACCGGAAGGGUCCCAUUGAGAGAAAGCGAUCCAAAGAACCCACCAAGGAAGCUCUGAGGCUAGACUGGAUGCGAAGACUGCGCCCGAAACCACACCGGCGUGUCUAG